AUGGUACUGCUCCAGGGGCUACCGUGGGGCCUCGUGGCUUCUCUCCUGGCCACGGCCGCUUCGGUCGCUGCGACGCCUUCGGUAUCGGUGGGCAUGAGGGCUGCCUUUCCGUCACCUCCUUACCUGAUAGAACUCUUGGAGACAGCCGCACAAGAAAACGAAACUGCCUACUUCCCUCUGCUCGACCGCAUCGCUGAUGGCCAUUUCGCCAAGGCAUCAACCGACAAGUCUUUAUACGACACAUUCGUCAGCCUGCUACAAGAUGGUGGAUACAUCCAAGGAGAGGCCCUCUCGACAUUCAAGCUCGCAUUGUCUAUGCGUUCGGCCGCACCCAAAAUCGAGGCGCAUUACCAGUUCUACAGGACCGCGAUUGACACCGCCGCAGAAGGCAGCGCAAAGGACUGCAAGACAUGGGUAGCAGUCAACGGGAAGCAGUAUUGUUCUUCUGGUCUCGAGUCUCCGACCGAUAUCUCUGUAGCUAUUGCCAAUGACCGCCAGCUACCCUUCGAUAACAAGCUGGGUCACGGUCCGGAACACGUUCUCUACGCCGACAUUACUUCACCUGAGUUUGGGAAAUUCCACAAAACUCUGGCUGGCAAGGCAAGGCGCGGAAAGAUUGCAUACAAGCUGCGACAUCGUCCUAGUUCCACCCUUGUGCAAGAGCCUCUCCCCGUCAGCGGUUACGGCGUGGAGCUGGCCCUGAAGAGGACCGACUACAUUGUUAUCGAUGAUCGAGACGCUGACGUGACUCCACCACAAAAGGAUGCCAGUGCUCAGGUUGUUCUGGAUGGAGAAGAGGAAGUUGCCGACCUCAAGGCUCUGUCCAAGUCGGAACUGGCCGAGCUCGGUCUAAAGGCUGCCGAUUUCAUCGUGAGGAGUGAAAAGCCUUUCGAAACCCUAUUCAAGUUGACCCAGGACUUCCCCAAAUUCUCGACGUCCAUUGCAGCCCACAAUACCUCGGAAGAGUUCUUGGAUGAACAGCGCGCCAAUAUCGCACAGAUGCUGCGUCCCGGCAUGAACCUGCUCUGGAUGAAUGGCGUGCAGCUAAUUGAACGGCAAAUCCAGUCCUUUACCCUUGUCGAUAUCAUUCGACGCGAGCGCAAGCUUAUCAAUGGCGUUCUAGAGCUAGGUCUGACCGGCAAGGAAGCAGUGGACCUCCUCGGCCAUCAGUCCGUAGCAUCUUCCAAGAGCGAGGACGAGCCACAGCGGUUCGACUGGCGCGAUCAGGUGGAGGAGGGCCGGGUGAUCAUCUGGCUCAACGACCUGACCAAGGACUCCAGGUACCAGGACUACCCUACAAGUCUCAUGUCCUUGCUGCAGCCGACCAUGCCCGGCCAGGUACCGCCUGUUCGGAAGGACAUCUUCAAUGCCAUUUUCCCUGUGGAUUUCAGCAAGGAGGAAGAUGUCACCUUCAUCACAGAGCAGAUCUUGAUGUUUGUCAAGCGCAGGCUGCCGAUCCGGUUCGGCCUCGUUCCACUGACCAACUCAGCUGAGGCUACCAAGCAGGCUAAGACUGUGUAUUAUCUCCUCGAAACCUACGGUCUAUCUGCCAUGACAUCUUACUUGCAGGCCUCAUUGGAGGAGCGCAAGACCAGCAAAGUCAACCACAAGAUCUUCGAUCGGGUAAUCAAAGAGCGCAGCCUCAGAGCAGAAGCAACUCCUCUGCCAUUGGAUGAUGUGCUCCAAUCAGAGGAUCACGAGGCUCAGAUUCAGCUUGCAAAACACUGGGCGGCCAGGCUCGGUUGCAACACGCCAAUCCCGCCCGUUUAUGUCGACGGCAUACCCUAUCCUAGAGAUGAGUCAUGGCUGCAGGCAAUGAGCAUGAGGAUCGGCAGUGAUUUGCGUGUGGUGCAGGAGGGUAUUUACUAUGGCAUGAUCAACGAAGACACUUGGAUCCCGGGACGCUUCCUCGAGAAGGCCGCCAUCAGGCGAAAUGCCUACAUCUUCCCCGAGGAUCCCAAAGCCUUGGCCAUGUUGGAUGUCAAGCAGAUGUACUCUGACCACGCCGAUCUCUUCAACCAGCUCCCUGUGAUCGAGGCGAGCGAAGACUCGGUAAUGGCAGAUUGGGCCGCUUUGACUGUUGUAGCCAACUUGGACGACCCGUCAGGCCUUUCGCUGCUCACUGCGGCCGUCAAGUUCCGUCGACAGAACCCGGGCAUCCGCCUGGAUGUUCUGUACAAUCCUGAUGCCACCAAGCGAGGCGCCAGAAUCAACAAAGAGCUGUUUGAGGAAGCCGCAAGACUGAUGGGCACCGAGAAAGAUGAAGAUCUGGAGAAGAUCGCUGUCAAGAUUACAAGUGAGGCCUCGCUGGACUAUGAUGCCCCUCUAGACCGCUUCCUUGAGGCUAUUGCUACAGAGCGGGGUGCCAACAAGCUGAUCCUAAAUGGCCGGAUGAUUGGGCCCUUCACCAAGGAAGAUCCUUUUACCGAGCUCGAUUUCCAGACAUUCCUGGAGUUCGAAAGAGCUUCGAGAAUCAUCCCUGUUUAUCUGGCACUUGAAGACCUCGGUCUCAAGUCCAAGGUCUCAUCUCCCCUAGCAGCCGCCAAGCUUACUUCCAUCACGGCCAUGUCUACUAUGUCGGACUUGCCCGAAGGCAUUUUCGAGUCCGCCCCUACCCUACGUAUCUCGGCCUUCAACGAGUGGAAUGCUACUCACACCUCGCUGGAGGUGGGCGACAUUGCUACUGCCAACAUCCAUUUCACGGCCCUCAUCAACCCAGCCAGCGAGCAGGGCCAGCGGUGGGUUCCUAUUCUGAAGGUGCUGUCGGAGCUUGACGGUGUCUAUCUCAAGAUCUUCCUCAACCCAAUGGAACGGCUGGGGGAACUGCCGGUCAAGCGGUUCUACCGAUACGUGCUUGACUCGGCGCCGCAAUUUGAUCAGUCUGGCAAAGUCAAGGCCGUCGGUGCCGAGUUCAAGGGUUUACCUUCGGAGGCGCUUCUCAACCUCGGCAUGGAUGUUCCUCCAGCCUGGCUAGUUGCCCCCAAGGAGUCUGUCCAUGAUCUCGACAACAUCAAGCUUAGCUCUAUCAAGGCUGAUGUCGACGCCACCUACGAACUAGAGCACAUUUUGAUCGAGGGACACUCUCGAGAGCCUGGAGGAAAGCCUCCGCGUGGCGUGCAGCUUCUGUUGGGUACUGCAAGCGAUCCCCAUUUUGCCGACACCAUUGUCAUGGCCAACCUGGGCUACUUCCAAUUCAAGGCCAAUCCCGGCAUGUACGACAUCCAGCUCAAGGAGGGACGCAGCUCCGACAUCUUUACCAUCGAGAGCGUUGGCUCCAAGGGCUAUGAAGCUGUACCUGGAGACGAAGGGACUGAAGUCGGCCUGAUUGACUUCCAAGGCACUACGCUCUAUCCUCGCCUCAUUCGGAAGGCGGGUAUGGAGGCGGAAGAUGUACUGGAAGAAGUCGUUGCAAAGGAAGGCGGUGCUAUGGGCAUCGUCUCGAAAGGGAUGAAGUUUGCGGAGGGCAUCCUCGGUGGCUCCAAGACACCAUCCGGUGCCAAGUCGACCUCGGACGAGGAGCACGCCGAGAUCAACAUCUUCUCCGUAGCCAGCGGGCACCUCUACGAGCGCAUGCUGAACAUCAUGAUGGUCAGCGUCAUGCGCCACACCAAUCACACCGUCAAGUUCUGGUUCAUCGAGCAGUUCCUGUCGCCGUCCUUCAAGGACUUUAUCCCCUUCAUGGCCGAACAGUACGGCUUCAAAUACGAAAUGGUCACGUACAAGUGGCCCCACUGGCUGCGGCAGCAGAAGGAGAAGCAGCGCGAGAUCUGGGGCUACAAGAUCCUCUUCCUGGACGUGCUGUUCCCGCUCUCGCUCGACAAGGUCAUCUUUGUCGACGCGGACCAGAUCGUGCGGACGGACAUGUACGAGCUGGUGCAGCACGACCUGGACGGGGCGCCGUACGGGUUCACGCCCAUGUGCGACUCGCGGACGGAGAUGGAAGGGUUCCGGUUCUGGAAGCAAGGGUACUGGAAGAACUACCUGCGGGGGCUGCCGUACCACAUCUCGGCGCUGUACGUGGUGGACCUGCGGCGGUUCCGGGAGAUCGCGGCGGGCGACCGGCUGCGGCAGACGUACCACCAGCUGUCGGCGGACCCGGGCAGCCUGUCGAACCUGGACCAGGACCUGCCGAACCACAUGCAGUUCCAGAUCCCGAUCCACAGCCUGCCGCAGCGCUGGCUGUGGUGCGAGACGUGGUGCAGCGACGAGUCGCUCGGCGAGGCCAAGACUAUCGACCUGUGCAACAACCCGCAGACCAAGGAGCCCAAGCUCGACCGGGCGCGCAGGCAGGUGCCCGAGUGGACGGCGUACGACGACGAGAUCGCGGCGCUGGACCGCAGGAGGAAGGGGCUGCCGCCUGUUGCGGCCGCGACGGCAGGGGCGGAGGAGAAGCAGAAGGUUGUUGGGGGCGAAGGGGGAGCGGGCGAGGAGAAGAAGGACAAGGAGAGGGAGAAGGAUGAGCUAGCGCCAGACAAUGCCCUUGUCUUCAUCUCACUUUCUACGCCCUGCCAUCUCAGCUCCUCUCCUCCUCAUUCCCGUCUGAUGCCGUCAAAGCCAAAAGACGACCUGUCUUCUACAGGAGGACCCGCCUCCACGGCUCAGGUGCCUCCAAGAAAGUCAAGAUAUCCGUCGCCUUCUGGGCUCCCGCCAGCUGUGGUUCUUCCCAGAAAGUCGAGGUACUCCUCGCCAUCUGGCCUCCCGCCAGCUCAGGUCUUUGCGAGGAAAUCCAGAUACGACUUUGUUUCCAAGGGGGACACCACUCCACAGACCAAGGACGCCAUGGGUGAUAGUUCUUUGUCCGAGUCGCCAUCGCGCGGCGCGCCCAACGAGACACCAAUACCCUUACCCCCGCAAGUGAAGCCAGGCUUUCGGCCAUCGCCAUCCCCAGCAGGUCAAGCAUCAGCUCAGAGCAACGGCACGCCUGCAGACACGCCCUCUCGUCCCGUCUUGACAAUGAAACGGACAGGUGGUUUCCACAAGCGACCCACGGGACAUCCGCCUCCUUCACGCACCACUCCUGCUUCUAACAACGAAAAGGCUUCUGCUCAGACCGCGGAGUCUUCUUCUCCGCCCAAGACUGCCGAAGGUGCUGAGCCCGAAGUCUUGCGUGUGGUAUCAGACGUUGUCGACACAAACGGCCGUGCUUACACGUCAACGCCCCCAGCGACAGCUCAGCAGCUUCUCAAGCGCAAAGCGGACGAGUCCCCUCCUGACCCUCAUCCAAGCCAGAGACUGAGAACUUCGUCUGCACUUCCAACCUCGGACCCGGCGAACGGGACAAAGGAGACAGCUCUAGCUGCCGACAGGGAUUCGGCUUCCCAAGAUUCUACCGUCCAGGACUCCAUGCUUGCCGGCCUCAGCAGCGAAGAUGGCGAUGCCGACCUCAAUGCGGACCUCGAUGCUACCCAUGAUGAUUCCCUGGAUGACGACGGUCCUGAUGAUGCGGAAGAUGAUGACCACUUAUCGCUGGAUGAGACAGCCCUCGAUCUUGUCGACAUGGAUGAGAGCAUGGCAGAUGAUGUGUCGUUUGUUUCCCAAUCAGCUUCCACAUCUGGCAGGAACCUUCGGGAGCGGCCACAGGUGGUCAACUCCAUGGCCUCUAAUGUCAACCCAAAGCAGCGUCACCCUCGCCUCGACUCUCGUGUGCCGGACGGGCUGGAGAAAACUCUGUCUGGCAGGGCAUACACGUCUUGGCAUGAUGGGACACGCCUCGUCGCUACGACAGGUGUACUGUUACCAGAUAACUACAAGGUGAAGGUGGUGACCAAUAUGCCAUGGAUAUGUCCCAUCCGUUCAUGUCGCCAGCUGUUCUACACGAUGGGCAGUUUGAGUAAGCACUGGCAGAAAACACACUACCGAUGCAAGUUGAAUGACAACAGCGACGGAACGUUCUCGAUCACGGGUCAUUACGAGGCCACCUCAAGCACCACCAGGCUCUCGAGAACCCCAGCUGUCGUAGUGUCGAGGAUGCCCCUGGAUCCCAAGGAGCCUCCCAUGGUGGAGCCGCAUUAUGUGAAGCCAACAGCCGUUGAGCCGAAGCCACAAGACAAGACUUUGCCUGAGACUCCUCGAGAAGGAUCUCAUGUGCUCGCCUGCACCACUCCAGCUGGCAGGCAUCCCAUGUGGCAAGUCAGGAGGACCCUCAAGAUAGCCUCGGACAACCGGCCCUACCAUCUGUGGAAGAAUGACGACGGCCAGCUCAUCAGCGCUUCUGGAGCGUUGAUACCCGCGAACUACACAUUCUCUACAUACCCAGGCCAUCCUUGGGUGUGUCCCAUCCGGGACUGCAGGCGUGUCUUCAAGAAGUUACUCAACCUCGGGGUGCAUUUUAUCAGAAAACACCCUGGUCGUAUCUUUAAUGACAACCAAGACGGCACGCUCUCUGACAUAGGUUCUUACAAAGUACCCGGUGGAUCCGGUGCCAAGACGCUGCCUCCUCGAGUUCUCACGUCCAAGCCUCUGAGCCCCGACGAGCCUCCAAUGGCUGAGGAGGGGCCACCUUCUGCGGGUUUUGUAACAAGCCAGACACCGAUACCCCCGCCUCCAGUCCCGGCGCAUCUUAAGAAGACGUAUUCCACUUCUGGCGGCAUGACCCUGGAGCCAGAUACAGAUUGGCAGCCUCCGCCGUUGACAGCUGCCUCCUGGGAGACGUGGCGAUAUAUCGCCCCUUACCUCCAGAAGCACAAGGGCGAUAUCAUUCCCGACACUGGCCACCUUCGGGAGCUCCUCUCCCAACCCCGCAUCCGCGAUAUUGCAAUGAACGCGGACUACAUCAAGUAUCACGACUCCAUACCCAAAGACAUCUCGGCAAUGCUCAUCAACCUGACUGGAGAGCAGGCCUCGGAGCCUUGUUCAAGAUGCCGGGAGGGGAAGGGACCCUUCAAGGGUUGCUUCGUGCUGAAGACGACUUCCCCUGUCAACCAGCAGCGAUCGAUCCUCAGCUGUGGCAACUGUCUGUAUCAUAGUAAUCAGACGAGCUGCAGCCUCAGGCAGGCCCUUUCUGCUCGGGUGAUGGAGCUAUUCCCCGAUCCCACCGCCAAAACCGAGCAUGACUACUGGAGCCGGCACCACUGCUCCAUGGCCAUGAACUGGGCAAAGUACAACGAGAACAAGCGCCUGGGUUUGGUCAAGCCCGAUGCUCUCCCGCCCUCCAACACCAAGAAGGCCGCGCCACUCCCGAAGACCCGCCAGGAGCCGCCGGUGCACGAGGACUCCGACUCUUCCGCAUUUGGGGCUAGGCGGUCCGGACGGAUCAGCGCGAUGGGGAGCACGGGAUCGGAGACGGAGAAGCAGCAGCCCGCGUCAAAGGCAGUCUCCAGCCUGCGCAAGUCGACCUCGUCGCUCGCGGCUGCGGGCACUUCUUCUAGGGAUGCAGGACCCCCCGGUGAUAUUGACCCGCACAUCGCUGAGCUCUCGGCGCAGGCGACAGCCACUCUUUUGGCCCGGUGUGCCAAUGCCCCAUCUGCUGCCGGAGCGCUCGCGUCGUCGUCGUCAUCUGCACUCGUCUCUACGGGGCGUAUCGCGCCCACCAUGACGGCAGAAACCCUGGAGAUGGAGGACUGGGAGAUGGCGCCCGGACGGAUCCGCAGCGUGGCGUCUGGAUCUAUCGACAACAUAGCCUUCUCCAACCCCUACCUCACCACGAACCAGGCCGUCCCCGUCGACGACGGCAUCGCCUUCCGCGUCGAGGUCGUCCGCGCGGGCCAGUCGCGCCGCCUCGGCCCGGAGCAGGGCGCCACGCGGAUCUGCUCCCUGGCCGCCGGCAAGCUGCGCGUGCGCGUCGACGGCGAGGCCCCCGCCGCGCAGUUCUCCAUCGGCCCGCACGGCAUGUUCAAGCUCAAGCCCGGCGUCGGCGCCACGGUCGAGAACAGGCUGUACAUUGACAGCGUGCUGCACAUCUCGAGCGUGUCGUGUUAA
Thyridium curvatum is the source of this 7917-nucleotide messenger RNA. RefSeq lists its product as uncharacterized. The coding region runs from base 1 to 7917 and encodes 2638 amino acids. The record is from RefSeq and is a predicted model, not a curated record. NCBI's taxonomy places the organism in Eukaryota, Fungi, Ascomycota, Sordariomycetes, Thyridiales, Thyridiaceae. Gene Ontology annotation, molecular function: UDP-glucose:glycoprotein glucosyltransferase activity. Gene Ontology annotation, cellular component: endoplasmic reticulum. The transcript is spliced from 8 exons.